UUAAAGGCAAAUCAUAAUAAAUUAUCGAUUCUGUACGAAGAUAAGUGUAAUGAGUUUACAGAGUUCCAGGUUCAGGAGGAGAAGACCACGGAUGCAACGAAUACCGAGUCAAAGGACCGUUCGAGUGAGAGUAGACGCAGAAUAGAACAAAUACAGAAUCAUAUCGACACUGAUUGCCAGACGAUAUGCACGAACUCAAAACGAGGAGCGUGGAUUUCACUGUUACGCUCGGCGAAUUGAAAAAUGAAAAAGAAAUGCUCUUGAAUGAAAUCGACGCAUUGAAAGUUGCUAACGAGGAGCUACGACGGGAAGUAUCUAGUAACGAGAACGCCUUGGUAGAGAAAAUACGAGUUUUCGUAAAUUGUCUAACACGCGAAUGGAGUCACGGCGCACAGUAUAUCCGUCAUAGCAUUACCACCAAGCGAAGUCUGCAACAGUCCUAUUAAUUUACUGUCACGAAAAUUAACAUGUUUCUGGCUAUCUUGAGAUUCGCUCAAUUGCAUGAUUACUAAUUCUAGGGUUGACAGAGACAUGUUAAUGUGUCGUCCUUCUUUAAAUCUUUCCCCUGUUGCUCCCAUUUGGCAUGCCCUUUCAGAACCAGCGAGAUCUACUAGAUUCGAUUGCGAGAUUUGUAUAGCAUCCUCCGAAUCUCCUUCAACUUCUCUGCUUUCGAUUGUCUAAGUGGGAAAUAUACAUUUGUCGAAACAGUGUAUUCUAAAACACACUUGGCUCGAAGUGAACUUAUAAUUUUAAAUAUGGUAUGACUUCUACUACUACGUUCGUUCAUAUUAGUUUCUCCAAUUCUUCUUAGUUUAUCUCCUUUCUUCAUCAAAGAUAUCACGCUCCUUGGACAAUUUGUGAUUUCUUCUUUAUAUUGUAAAACUAUUAAAAAUUAAGUAAAAAACGCUUGGCGAGACGAUAGAUUUACUUCCCCUAAUGACGAAAUGUAUAAUUAUUAUAUGUUCUUUUCAUUAUUGUGCCCGAAAAACGGGAAAAACUAUCUAGUAGUUCGCCUACUCUCCGUUGGUGGCGCCAGUUUGUCUUCAUUGGUAACACCACGUUCGACCAUAUGUACUCGUAGAUACGGCCUGUAUACAUGGAUCUACGAAUCGAAGUGAAGAAAAGAUAACGAGAAAAGAUGCUCUCAUGUGAUGUCACCAGAUAAUAUUUCUAGAUCAUUCAAAACUAUUUUAUUUUGUAACCAAUAGUUAUAAAUAAAUAACUUUACUCUUGACAUCUGUGUAUUGUUUUUAGUAUUUUUUUUAAACGAAAACAAGUUAUAAGGAAAUAAUAAUAUAAAUUAAAUUUAAUAUUUCAAAAUUACAAUUUCCAAAAUACGUUAUGAUGAGUGUUAUUCAAAAUGAUAAGAGUUAAAAUUAAUACAGUAGGAUAGUGAUGCUUUUAAUCGAUUGAUCUAAUAUUGCAGUAUUAUUUUUUAUUGCAUAAUGCAUAGUAACAAAAUAUAAACACUUCAAAAUAUUAUUUGAUGAAAUAUGUACAUAAGUAUUUAGAGACAUACGAUAAAUAAAGACAUUGUUUUAAAUUCGUCGUGUAUUUUUACUCAAAAAGUGAAUAUAAAAUGCAAAUUUCUGAAAAUUUGUCUUACGCCACUGCAAGUUACGUAUAUGUGCUUCAUUACAUAUUCUUAGUUCCAUGGAUUGUUCCAUUUGUUACUGCCUGUUAUUGCCGAUGUAAACACGUGUAUGUCACCCCUUUAAGUGGGAGGUCCAAGUUGCUUUUAAAUUAAGAAAUUAUAUCGGGGCAUUUCUUAUAAAAAAAAUUAUACUCAUUUAUAAAGCAUUGUGCAAAAGUCUAUGUUCGAGUAGAGCGGCAAUAAAUUUAUGAUUUCUGUUACAUUUAUAUCUAAUAUACAAUUUGAUACAAGUAUACGAAGUGAUUAAACGAACAAAUUAUAAAUCCAAUGGAAACUAAUGCAAGAAAAGGGUACAACUGUACGAAGUAUUAAAUGAUGCUAUGACAACUUAUAACUUGGACCACAAUUGCGACGAUAUUGUUUUUAUAUUAUUUGUUCUACAUUACUAUAAUUUACGAGAAAGUAUGACCUAAGUUAAGAGAAAGAUAAAAUAUAAUUAUCAAAAAUGGAAGUGUGGUUGUUUUCUCGUGUAAUAGCUCAUCAUCCUUAUACCAUUCUAAUGGUCAUACUCAUAUUCUCUUCGACAUGUUUGAUUGUUCCUUUGGCUGUCAAAAAGUUCCCAGACUUCUCUGAUCCUCAGUUAGGCUUUCAAGCAAGAGGUACAAUGCUAGCACAACGGCUUAUUGCUUGGCAAAAUUUGAUGGAAACAAGUAAACCAAGAGGACAGCUCACUGACAAUCCUUUAGAAUAUUAUAAUUAUGUGCGCCAAUUAAAUCAACAGAAUUUACAGAAUCCUGUAAACAUACAAAAUCAUAGCUGGAUCAACCAGGGUAUUAUUAGGAAGAAACCUAAAAACAAGAAAAAAGGGGGGAAAAAAUAUCAAAAACAAGUAACUGAUAAAAGAUCAGAAACAGAUCAAAUUGAUGCUAAAAACAAAUGGGAAGAAUUGUUAGAGUUGAAAAACAAAAAUAAAUUAAAUGUGGUAAAGGACUAUAAAAGUCAAGACCAUAUUGACAAUGAGAAUUUCUUUUGUAAUUCACCAUCUUCUGCGUAUGCACGUGUCGUUAUUGGCAGAAACUCUGAAGAUACAAAUUUAUGGUCGAUGGAGGGUGUAUUAGCACAAUGUUAUAUCGAUGCAGAAUUACGAUCAAAUGCUCACUUUCCUUCUUUAUGUCAAAUGCAAACAGAACAUAAUGGUCAAGAACAAAAAUGUUGUAGGAGCUGGUCUCCAGCAAAUUACGUUGCAUUUUUAUCUAAUCGAAGUUCCUGUUUGGGUGUAACAGAAAAUGAUCUUAGUCGAGUAGAAACUCUUUUACAAAGAUGCAUUUAUUUUUAUCAAAACCUUCGCUUGACAUCAAACUGUGCAGAAGAUUUAAAUUGUCAAAGGCAUGUUCCAAGCGAAUGUUAUACACGUAAUGCAGCUUAUCAUUUGCUACAUUAUUUAUUAGAUAUUGAAUUUAUACCAGAUCAUAAGCAGCAAACUCAGCAACAUAACAAUCAAACCAAGUUUAAUUCAACAUUGAAAUAUGUCAUGAUAUUUCUGCCAAUUGCUGAGAGCUCGGCUACUUUAAAUUUUUAUAAAGAAUUAAACAAUGAUGGCUUAUCUUAUGGAAAAUUCUGUAUCAAAGGGAUGCAGUUAGGUUUAAAAAGUACAUUAUUUGAUCGAUUGUUGGUAUCAGACUCUGUUCUGUUACUUAUUGGUUUUGCAUUUGUAACAGUUUGCAUAUGGGCAUAUACUGGCUCUUUGUUAUUAACUGUAACAACAAUUAUUGCAGUAAUUUUCAGUCUUGGCAUUUCAUAUGCAUUGUACACUUUAGUUCUGCAUAUUCACUUCUUUCCAUUCAUGAAUCUGUUGGCAAUUGUCGUUGCUGUAGGAAUAGGAGCAGAUGACGUAUUUAUAUAUUGCAAAAUUUGGGAGAGGGGAAGAGAACAAAAAUUAUCUAACGAUGGAUUAGUAAGACUAGUGCAGGAGACAAUGAAACAUGCUGUUCCAUCUAUGUUUGUUACAUCUUUAACUACUGCAGUGGCCUUCUUUGCAUCGGUUGUUAGUAAUGUUACUGCUAUCAACUGUUUCAGCUUAUUUUCAGGAAUGACUGUUAUCGCGAAUUUCUUUUUGAUGAUUACUUGGUUGCCAGCAUGUGUAGUAUUAUCAGAAAAGUUCAACUUGAACGUUUUAUCACCUGCAAAUUAUGUAGUACGAAAAAUUAUUCGACCUGCACGACUAUUUGGACACAAAAUAUCGCUAGGAUUUAAUAACUUCCUAACGAAAACAGUAAUUAAUUUCCGGUGGUAUUGGUUAUUAAGUUUGGGUAGCAUGGCAGCAUUUUGUUGUUUUACUGUUUUCCACUACCCAGGUUUACAAUUGCCAGAUACUGCUGAGUUCCAAUUAUUUGAUAGUUCUCAUACAUUUGAACAGUAUGAUUUGAUAUAUUCUCAAAAAUUCUGGUUUGAGAAACAUGAAACAAUAGAUAAUGGAGAUGUAUUACCAUUGAGAUUUGUAUGGGGCAUAAAACCAAUCGAUAAUGGUAACUAUCUUAAUCCUGAUUUAACAGGUACACCAGAAUGGGAUGAAUCUUUUGACGUAUCACAUCCAGACUCGCAAUUAUGGUUGGAACGAUUUUGCCAUAACUUGCGAGCUCAGCCUUUCUAUCGUGAUACCUUAGGACCUUUACUAUCCAAUUGUUUUAUCGAAUCAUUACGUAAUUGGAUGAAAAGACGUUGCGAAGAUCCCAUCAACUCGCACAUUAACUAUAUGCCAUGUUGUGAAAGCAGUACAUUUCCAUAUAAUUCUAGCGUGUUGCAACAAUGCGCAGCUGAAGCUAAUGCAGAAUUAUAUCGCACACCUUCGUACUUAUGGGCUCGUAAUGGCGUUACUGGUGGUCUAAAAUUUUUAAACGAAGCAAAUCUCACACAUGUACAAUUUUCAAAUGAGACUAAUUCAGUGAUAAGACCAAUGGCUAAAAUUAAAGUUUUAAUUGUUGAAUAUGACAGUGUAUAUAACUACAGUCUUUCCUUCUCGAGUAUGGAUCAAUUCUUUCAUCAGGUGGAAACUUGGAUGCAAGAUCAACUAAAAAAUGCACCAUUGGGUAUGCGAGGUGGUUGGUUUGUUAGUAAAUUAGAAUUUUAUGAAUUGCAGCGGACGUUAUAUGAAGGUACUCUUUGGGCAAUGGGAGUUUCAUUGAUCUUAGCCCUUACAGUAUUGGCCUUUGUAACACUUAAUCCUCUUAUUAGUCUAUAUGCAAUUAUAACAAUUGGAGCAGCAAUUAUAGUAACAGUUGCUGGUCUGAUACUAUUUGGUUGGAAGUUGAAUGUUUUAGAAAGUGUUGCCGUGUCAACAGCAAUAGGUUUAGCCAUAGAUUUUAGUUUACAUUAUGUAGUAAGCUAUAGAGCGUGCAAUUCUAAAGAGAGAAAAGAUAGAGUGAAAACGGCUCUCACACAAAUGGGUGGCCCAACUUUGAUGGCUUCUCUUACGAGUGGAGCUGCUGGAGCUCUCAUGUUACCGUCUUGUGUACUGGCAUAUAUCCAAAUUGGUAUAUUUUUAUUACUUGUAAUGGGCAUAAGUUGGUUAUAUGCUACAUUCUUUUUAUGUCCGAUGUUAGCGGUUAUCGGUCCUUCGGCUCAUUUUGCCCAGUUUCAGUAUCCAAGAUUAAAUGUAUUAUGGAAGUACCUUCGUAAAAAUAAGCCUAGAAAUGUGCCUGAAACAAGUACAGAUAAUAGUAGAAUUAGAAGAAAAGCUAAAGGAAGAGGAAUGUGGUCAGAAUCUACUUUAAGUACAUCUAGUACAGUAUGUCAAUUCCACUGUAAUGAAAUAGAAAUUUUUACAAGACCACCACCGUCGCCAUCGCUACCUCCAUCUCCAUCAUCAGCAUUACUUCAUUGUGUGAGGAUGGACGAGUGGGAUACGAGGGAAAACACAAUUAAUUAGUUAAAGAGUUUUAUUAAACAGGACGUCCACAUGCUCCGUUUGAUUUCACACGACGCCGGUCUUUCCGUUUUCAAAAACCUGACUAUGCAUCGUAGCGCUCAUCUAUUCCGCUACUUCUUUGUACAUACAUACAUAAAUACUUACAUGCAUAUGUUUUACAAUUGAGAUAUAUGGUCGUGAUAUUUUUGUUUUAUUAGAAGAUACUGUUGACACAAGCUAUCCUGAUGUGACAUAUACUCCUCUAUAUUUUGAAUUGAUGAAGUUACUUAUUUGUGUGUAACUUGUGUCCUAUAUAGAACUAUGAUCGUGUGUAACUGAUGUGUUAUUGGCUGUGUUUAAAAUAGUCUUAAGAUAAUUAUUCGUAUAUCUGUGUAUUAUUAACAUUCAUUGGGCUUCCUGUAUCAGUUAGGCAUGUAAUAUGUACACUGUAUCCAUUGUGAUAUGAGUAAGACUUCAGAUGCCAAAUCGCUUAUUCUUUUAUAUCUUACAAUGAGUUUUAAUUGUCAUGUUUUAUGAACAGUACAAGCUACUCUUUAUGAUUAUAAAUGAAACUUUAACGUGGCAACUAAACUGAUAAAGUAUUACAUUGUUAGACUUGCAUUUACAUAUCUAUAAAUGCAUUUUUACAUAUUUUUAGUAUAUAAUUCUUUUUAAAAAAUCUUUUGUAUUAUUUCAUGUAUUUAUGUUUUUUUUCUCAUAAAUUAAAAAACUGUUUAUGUAUCAUUUAUCAAUGAUAUUAAUUUUUGUAUACCAUAAGAUAUAAUACAAAUAAUCUUGUUCUUAAUUUUAUAUCUAGUUUAAUACAUUUCAUAGGUCAAUUUUCUAUAUUUCAAUAUUCGAACAAAGUAUUAUAAGUUUUUUAUAUAAUUUUGUAUUACAGUUCAAUGUUCAUAAUAUUGCUUUUAUUGAGAAUGUAUUAAUGUUACCACAGAUUCUCAAAUUUGUUAAACAAAAAACUUUACAGAAACUUAAAUUUUAAAAUAAAAUAUUACUGUUGCAUUAAAUAUACAGGGACGAAUGAAUUAAUUUUGCAUGAAAAAAGAAGGUAGUAUUAACUUUAUUAUUCCCUGGAUAAUGCUUUCAAGCUUCUAAAAUACAAGACGUGUGUAAUGUGUCUGUAAUUAAAUUUAAGAAUAAGUAAUGGACUAAGGUGUCACAUGUGUCAUGAUUUUGUUUAAAGAUGACUUAUGUUUGUAAAAUAUAUAAAGAACAUACUAAAAGAAGACUGACAGACUUUUAUCAUUUUUAUUAGUGGAUGGUUCUAAGUAUAGGAGUCAAUUUCGAUAAAAUAUUUCAUUCGCAAAUACUUGUUUACAAAAGUAUUCAUUUUUUGGCUUAAUUCAGAUGUAAUGGAGUAAGAAAUACUCAUGAAAUCGUAGAAUUUAUGAAAGAAUACUUUAAUAAACUGGCUAUUCAAUUGUAUUGCAAUAAUUUAAUGUCAUAAUCAAGAUGUGUAAUGGUUCCAAAUUUGUCAAUAAAAUUAUAAAAUUAGAAAUUAUUACUUGUAAGGCUAAGUGAGAUUCAGCUUGGUCUUUAUAAAUAUUUUAUUAUUUAGCUUUCCGUGUGGGGCUUGCCCUAAACUACUUCUGAGAACUUUAGUACUUACAAUGAGCUUUAUCGUUAUUGGUGGGUUUUUAUUAAUUGGUAGAAUAUACACGUGCUUUGGUAGGUUUUAUUAGGAGGUAAAAUACACACGUGCUUUCUAUCCAGUGCUAUGUGCAGCACCAAAUAUACGAAUGAAGGAAGAUCCUUCCGGUCAGCGCCACAUGGAUCCAUAAAACAAAACGCAUUCACACAUUCGCCUAACGCGCUAACUUUGAGAUUAGAAUUCAACAAUUCUACCAAUUAAUAAAAACCCAACAGUUAUGUAAUAAAUUUAUUAAACAUACUUUGCUAUUUAUAUGACAAAUGUUUUUUGAUUUUUAACUCAAUAAUUUUUAUAUAAAAUAUUCGCAAACUACGUCAAUUAUAUAACAAAUCCUUUUGCGAUGCUACAGUUUUUCACAUAAAAUAUUUACUUUCGAAAACUAAAAAUAUACAGAUUAAACUUAAUUAGUAUGAGAUAAAAAAAAUCGAACACUGAGUAUUAUAAGUUCAGAAAAAUAAAUCUCUUUUAGGGUCGCGGCAUUUCUAAUAUCAAUAAAGUGUUACAGAAUGAAAUAUAAAUCCAGAAUUUGUACAGGAUAACUUCAUGCUUUUAAGCAAUUAAAAAUGUACGUUUUUAAAGAGAAUUUGUUAUUUCGGCUAUUGUACGUGUUUGUUCAUCAAUUAUACAGAUUUAUUAAAUAACGUAUGUCAGAGAUACUGAUACAAAUUAUUGUAUCUAUAUAGAAUGCCUGGUCAAUCGUUAAUGUACCUACAUGUGUAUCUAUAUACGUUAUGCGUGUGUUACAAUAUAUUAUAUGUAUAGUGAGCUUUUUAUGUAUAUUAAAUAACUACUUCAUGCUAAUAUGCAUAUUUGUUAAUGGUUCAUCCUGCAAAAAGCUGUAAUGAGUAUGUGAACAUAUACUAUAAAGAAAAUAUAUCUUACUGUUGCAUAUACAUAAUAAAUACCCAGAUAGCACCGGACGUCCCAUGGACGUCCAUUUUAUGUCCAGUUUACGUCCAAACGUCCGACGUCCGUUGUUGGACGUCCUUAGGACGUCCAUGGGACCUAAAUUUUGUACGUCCCAGGGAUGUCCGCUCUGAACUUUCUAGAUUUAGGGAAAAAUACUUUUUUUUUUAACAAAAUAAAUAUUAUUUAUAAUAUAAUAUUUAUUCAAUAUGUAGAACAGAAUAUUUUUUUCCGAAUAUAAAAUACACUAUUUACAAUUGUUAAUUAAUAUUAAUUAAUUAAUUAAUUAAUAUUAUUAUCCCAGAUAGCACCGGACGUCCCAUGGACGUACAGAAAACGUGCAGAAAACGUUCUGGGAAUGUCCACAUCGGAUGUCCCAGGGACGCACAUAGAAUGUCCACGCCGGACGUCCCAGGGACUUCCUGCAAUGUAACUGGGACGUUAUCUGGACGUUCAAAGGACGUCCCGAACGUCCAGUACCGGACGUCUAAUGGACGUACAGGGACGUCUCUGUGCUAUCUGGGUAUAUUCUACUGUUACAUAUUUAGAUAUUAAAUAAAGUAGUUUUUUUAAUUUUUCUUUGCGUGAAGGGAUAUAUACGUACAUACAUAUAUGUAAAAAAAUAUUGUAUUCCUAAUAUUGAAUAAACAUUUUGUUUUACAUGUUCAAACAUA
Molecule: messenger RNA, 8747 nt
Organism: Hylaeus anthracinus
Lineage: Eukaryota; Metazoa; Arthropoda; Insecta; Hymenoptera; Colletidae
Product: protein dispatched
Exons: 10
Coding region: 2100-5519 (1139 amino acids)
Cellular component (GO): membrane
Source: RefSeq, a predicted model, not a curated record